ACAAGCACUGGGAGGCCCUUCUCUUUUAUUUUACUUUCUAAGGUGCUUGGAACCUCUCUGUGCUCUGAGAUGCUGCCCAUGGAGCAGGAACUGGUAGAGAACACCAGAUACCUUCUCAGCAAAGAGGAGCAAGUCCCCUGCAGAGUGUGGCGAGGCGCCUGGAGUUCAGUUCUCCUCUGUGCAGCCAGCCUGGGGUCCUUUCUGGAUCUGUGGAUUUUGUCUCCAGACUGGGCCAGGCCGUCUGGGUCCGAACAGGUGUGUCUCUGGUUGGAAAUGCACCUCUCUUUAUGAAGGUUGCCCAACAUCCCGGCCCACUCAGAGAUGUGGAAUGGAGGCUCCAGAGUCCAACUGUUCUGCCCCAGCUGCCAGGGACCAGCCAGCUCCUGCACCUGGGCCCCCAGGGCCCCCAGCUGGGCAGGCCUCACCUCACCUGACUCUGAGUCCUGUCAUCUUGCCACCAGAGCAGGGCCUGCCCUCCACCGUGCUCCUGAAGGCCCUCCCCAUUCCACUGUACCACACGGUGCCUCCUGGAGGCCUCCAGCCACGAGCCCCUCUAGUGACAGGCAGCCUGGAUGGGAGCAGUGUGCCCUUCAUCCUCAGUCCCCUGCUCCAGCCUGAAGGGCCUGGCCCCACCCAGGCAGGCAAGCCAGCUGCCCCAACACUGACAGUGAACAUUGUGGGUGCCCUGCCUGUCCUGUCCCCAGGCCUGGGGCCCACACUGGGCAGCCCAGGAAAGUCACGGAAUGCUGGCAGGUACCUCUGCCCACACUGUGGCCGGGACUGCCUGAAGCCCAGUGUUUUGGAGAAGCACAUCAGGUCCCACACGGGUGAGAGGCCCUUCCCGUGUGCCACCUGCCAUAUCGCCUUCAAGACCCAGAGUAACCUCUAUAAGCACAGGCGGACACAGACUCAUCUCAACAACUCCCGGCUAUCCCUGGAGUCUGACGGGGGUGGGAGCAGCCUCCCAGAGGAGGGGGACAGGGUUGGAGAUCUCUCCACAGCAGAUGGCAGCGGGGAGAGUCGGAACCAGAGGAUGGGUGAAGGAGCACCAGAGACACCCCUCUCCCCAGAUGCCCCUCUGUCCCUUGUUGCCAAGAACCAAGGUGUGAAGGCGGAAGCUGCUUCCUGUCCAGGGUCCACACUUGCCCACAGAGAGACCUCUCUGGACUCCACCCAGAUGGCGUCACCUGGGAUCUUGCUGGCCAGCAUGCAGCCCCCGCGGAAGCUGCCAGAACUGAAGUCGUGCUCCCUGCAACGGCAGCAGGAGGCUUCCUCCGAGAAGCCCUGGGAAGCCAAGGUCCCGGAGGGCCGACUGAGGAAGUGCGAGAGUACCGAUUCAGGCUACCUGUCCCGCUCGGACAGUGCCGAGCAGCCGCCUGUCCCCUCCAGCCCCUUGCACAGCCUGUCGGAGCACAGCGCCGAGUCCGAGGGGGAGGGAGGCCUGGGCACGGGGUCUGGGGGCACCAGGGCUGAGCCGGGAGUGCCAGGGAGCAGCCUGGAGCUGGAGAAGAAGCGGCUGGAGGAGCGCAUCGCCCAGCUCAUCUCGCACAACCAGGCUGUGGUGGACGACCCCCAGCUGGACCACGUGCGGCCCCGCAAGACCGUCCUGUCCAAGCAGGGCAGCAUUGACCUGCCCAUGCCCUACACCUACAAGGACUCCUUCCACUUUGAUAUUCGGGCCCUGGAGCCUGGCCGCAGGAGGGCGGCCCUCAGCCCCGCCCACUCUACCUUCACCCCUCUGGACAAGUUACGGCCCCUGUUCUUCCACUCUGUCCCCACUCAGCUGUCCACCACUGUGGAAUAUGUCCCCAUCACGAGGAGCAAUUCACUGCCUUUUGUUGAGGGCUCCAGGACAUGGCCGGAGCCGCGGGCCCUGAAGGAUGCCUGCCCCAGGACACAGAAGCCCCUGAGCCCCAGGCCCACCCCAGCCCGGCUGGGCUGCCGCUCUGGGCUGACCUUGGCAGAUGUCCCCAGUGGCCACCCCCGGGCCCUGGUCAGACAGGCUGCCGUGGAAGACGUGCCAUGUGCCCUUGCUGGAGACACCCCGGCCCUCACGGAGGACCCUGGUGGAAAGAGAACCGUCACGGCGGCAGGGGCAAGCUGGAAGGGCAGAGCGACCAGUAAGAAGGGUGGCCAGCGGAAGCUGAAGAUGUUCUCCCAGGAGAAGUGGCAGAUGUAUGGGCACGAGACGUUCAGGAAGCUCUACCAGAAAGUGAAAAGCAGCCACCAGGGAGGCCAGAAAGCCAGGGAGGUGAGAGUGGGCUGUGGGACAGACCCGGCCCUUCCUGCCCAGGAGGAGGCAGUGGGGGGUGAGAGCACAGUUCCAUCCCAAGAUAGCAGGACUCCCAUCCUUGAGGGCAUUUCUGCAGAGGCCAAGCCAGAGUCUCGGGGAAGUCUGCCAGCCCCUGAGGGCUCCUUGGAGACUGAGCCUCCUAAGCAGAGAAAGGCAGAAGCCAGAGUAGGAGGCAGUGACCAGCCCAGGGCAGCGUCUUCCCCAACCCUCAGUAGCAGAGGAUCACCCCAUUCAGGCAACAGGAGCCCUCUGCUUCCUCCAAAUGAGGGGCCAGAAACAGGAUGGCAGCUGCCUCCAGCACCUGGGCCACUCCAAGGAGGUGACCUAGGAGUGCCCAGGCUGGCUUUGCCAGCUUCCAAAGUGGAAGGGGGCAUUCCGGGUGCGGGAGGCAUGCAGGAGACUGGUCCUUGCACCCAACUUGUCCUGAGACGGCCCAGUGGUAACUCUGGGGAGCCCUGGCCUGCAGAGGACAAGCAUCCCUCAGAAAGGAAGAAGCUGAAGGUGGAUGAGCAGGGGCCCCUGGAGCAGCCAGGACCCCUGGGAGCAGAGACCCCUGGUGGUCCCGUGCAGGCUUCCUCUGUGCCAUGUCAGAAGCAGGAUGGUGACCAUGGGGAGAUGCCAGGGGGGACACAUGGGAGUGCCCAUCUGGUGGCUGAAGCCCUGGACUCUUCUGAUGCCUCCUCAACUGCUCCUGUUGCUUCCCCAAGCUGGGCAGGGCCAGGGGACAAGGAGCCCACAUCGCUUGCUGCUGCUAAGGACCGGCGCCACCACUCCCAGCUGGGUACUCCACCUCAGGCUCCUGGUGUCCUUGCUGCUCUGGCAGAGGGCGCCUUUCCCCCCAAGUACCUUCUUAAGGUACCUCAGGGAGAGAUCCCCUCGGCACUGCUUGCCACCCAGAGGCCACAGCAGGGUCAAGACUCUCUCUGCACAAUUGGGCCACCUGAGGAACAAGCAUCCCUUGUUGGACCAGGACUGGGGACACCCUGGUCCCUCAGCACAGGCUCAGGCCCAACCUCAGGUGGGGCAGAUGGCAUUCUGGAGCACCCCAGCUGGUCCAGGCCAAGAGAUGGAGGACAAGAGUCUCAGAUGGGAAGGGAGAAGAGAGAAGGGACAGACAGCAGAGUGCCAGCAGCCAGGGAAUCUCCUGGCUCAACCACAGGGCCCCCCUGGGAAAUGACCUCCUUCCCGGACACCCCCUCGUGUGAUGCCCACGUGGCCCAGGAUGCAGGAAGUGAGGUGCACGCCAUUCAUCGUCUUUGCAUGGGCAGUACAUUGGCAAGGUCCAGGACAUCUGAGGGUGUCCUGAAUCUGUGGACUCCCAGUGAGGACCUGGGGGGCCCUCAUGAGCAUGCCCCAGAAGGCCUUUCUUCAGAGCCACCGGCACUACGCACCCCCUGCUGCUCCCUGCAGCCUGGUUCCUUCCUCAGGGCUCUCACCAGGCCCCAGGGUAUGUCUCUGAGCCAGCCAGAAGGGGCCCUGUCACUUCACUUAGGGACGCCCAGGAGCUGUGGGGCCCAGAGCCCCUUCCCCUCGCUGAGAGCUGAGCCCCGGCUCACAUGGUGCUGCUUGAGCCGCAGCCUGCCUCUGCCCAUGGAGCAGAAGGAGAAGGCCGCUUCAGUGUACCAGGCUCUCCACUUCCCUGGGGGCAGGCUCCAAGAUGCAGGUCCUGACGCCCUGCCCGUGAGCAACCGAGGAAGGACCAGGAGGAGCCCUGGAGGAGGAGAGCUGGUGCAGACACCUCAGCUCUCCAACCCAAUAGUCCCAGGGAUGAGGUCCCAGGACCAGCCAUCUGAUCCAGAAAGGAAGAAAGGACUGUUUCGCAGGAGGGUGAAGACAUUUCGUGGGAACAGCAAGCAGAAAAGGCUGAAGAUCAACCCCAAAAGGUACGAAGGGAAUUUCUGGCAGAGCCGUGCUCCCUCGAGAACCAGCAGACUGCGUAAGCCCCCAUGGGUGCCAAGAAGAAGUUGUCCCCGUCUCCGACUGGAGGGGCCAGAGCCACAUGGGAUCCUCAAUAACUCAGGUCUAAACCUGCAAGGAGACCUUGCCACUUCAGAAUUUUCUCUUGGUUAUGGGAAUGAAGAAGAGAAGGAAGAUGACUGUGGCCGCAUCUCAGAAAACGCCUCUCCUAGUUCAAGUUCAAGGACCGUCAGGGAAAGAGACAAAUUAACUGCGAAGGAUAUUUCUCCAUCUGCUGGCAAGCAUGAUGGCUGUUCUCAGCAGCAUGACACUGCUGCCCUGUCAGGGUUAUCCCUGCAAGUUGACACCUGUGUGGCAGUGGCAAAGGAUGACCCUAUGUCUCGUGGCAAAGGUCUUGAGGCUGGAUAUCUGGAAGCUCAGCUGCCACCAUCCCAGGGUUCAGUCUCGGGAGAUCUCAAGCCAUGUGUUUCCUCUGAUGCUCAAGAGCCUCCUUCUUAUGAGUCCAAAGGAACCUUUCCCCACCAUGACAUUGCUACCUCUGUUGCUGCCAUCUGUAUUUCUGUGGGGGCGGCAGCAGGUCACACAGUGCUGGGCAUUCACAGUGCAGAGCCUCAGGAGCACAGCUGUGCUGCAGGGGAAACUCUGGCCCAAAGCUCCCCAGACAGAAGAGCCAUCACCGAGGGCGUAUCACAGACACCCCUGCCAGCAAAACUUGCAUCUGGACACAAGACUGUAGGCUCAGUUCCCCUGGACUCAACCGGAAAGGUUCAUCUUGAAAUACCAGCUUUAGGACUAAGUUCAACUUGUUCACACCAAGAGGAAGGGAGACACCAGGUGGCCUUUCCUUCCAGGGGUCAAUAUGGGUGUGGGGAAAAGGCCUUCCCCUGUCCCACUAUAGGAACUGACAGUGGGAAAUGCCAAGUAUCUGGAUUGAUCACUCGGAAGGGCUGUGGGGUUUCUGCUAACCCAGGGCAGCCCUCAGAAGUCCCUGAGGCCCCUUCUAGAUCCGUGAGGAAGAGGAGUUUGGAAGGAAUGAGAAAGCAAACUCGGGUGGAGCUCAGCGACUCCAGCAGUGAUGAUGAAGACCGCCUGGUCAUAGAGAUAUGACAUCUCCGUGACAAGACGAAGUCCCUGGCUGAAGACUGUUGAUGCUUCACAAGAAAAUGUCCUUAAGCUGCAGAAGCACUGAUGGUACUUACAAAACACCUGCAGACCAGAAAGCCAUCUGGGCUCCUUCCAAGCCAGCUCCAAUCAGCUCCAAACCCCAGUUGGCUGCACCCUUUCCCAGUUCCUAUUGGGCAGGCCUAACAGGCUCCUCCAGUGCCACGAAGCUCCGUCUGAGAAGGCUCCACGUACACAGAGACGGGCCUUGACUGCAGCCUAAGCCCAGAGUGGGUCCCACUGCCUCACUCUGAGAGGAGCACAUUCACCCAGGGAGCCACAGUUGGCCCACUGACCAACUGGUGGACCUGGGGUCAGGCCACUGACUUCUCCACUAGUAAGCGGAGGGUUUGCUUCAGGUAGUGAGCACACAUGGGAUGAUGGGGGGGGGGGGCUUCAAAAAAGGGAGUGUGACUUGGGCAACAUUCCGAGACAAAAUUCAGAUGUACUGAAAAACUGAUUUGGUCGAGGUAAUUUGCCUCCUUGGUGGAAGCUGUAAAUAUACUUCAAAAUGCCCAUGGUCUGGUGAAGUGCUGAUAUCCUUCAAUGUUGCACAAAUGGUCAAUGCUCAUUUAUGGUCAAAUGACGCACGCACUUGCUGCUCUUGUACCUGGUGCCUUUUCUGUGAGACCCCUGAGACCAUUAGUUUUUCCAGCUCUUUGCAAAGGAACGCUGUGUUAAAAGUCAAUAGAACAGUCUUUCUGUAAUGAGUCAUUUUUUGAGGGGGAAAAAUUCACUUAUUUUCCUCUGAUUCUUUUUGUCAUAUUGUGCUCUGAGCAAUUUCAAUUAGAGGGUUCCAUUUUAGUAAUCUGUGCAGCUUGAAUUGAUGCCUGCUCCUCGUGACGGGAACCUUUCAGACUUCCUCCAGAAGCUUCAAGGAUACAAAACUAAUUGGAGUUUUGACGCUGUUUUACAUCUCAGUAAUUUUAUUUUGGGGGCUUGGUGUUACUUUGCUGUCAAAUUAAAUCAGCCUCUGUAUUGUGCAAGUCAGAACAGCACAGAUAAAAUUCCCCAGUAUUCCAAGCCAGCGCACCCCUAUGCAGAGGAAAAUAGCAGGUCUACGUCAGCCAGCCCACUGAGCAGAGCCUCAGAUUUCCUGCUUCCUCUCCCUCUCCUUAAAUGGGAGAGGAAAAACUUAAAGAGGUUUAUACUGCUGCAUUUCAAUAAAAUUUUUAUACUUGCUUUUGGUAUGAUUUUGUACAAUUUGAAAUUUAUAGCCGAGCUCUUUUGGCUUAACUUUGAUGUAAUGAUGUUCAUAUGACAUCUUGUACUUCAAAGGCAAAGCAACAAUGCAAACCAUCUCACACAUGUGAACACACUUUGCCAAGCCCUCGCCUGUGACCAUGUGUGCUCCCAUCUCAAGUCUCUUCAUGUGAAUUUUCCAAUUCUGAUGUUAUUCAUAGAAAACUUCAAUGAAGGACCAGCUUCCCCUGGUUACUUAAAAUAUGUCAGUGGUCAUUUCAUAUGCAUUCACAAAUAGCUCAGUGAUCACAACCUCAGAAGAAGGCAUCAGAAGGGAGGUGGAUAGGUGCUAGACGUCAAUGGAGGGUAAUUUUUAAGCCAAGCAAAAGUGCUGCAAUGGUCAUCAACUCCUGGGAAUGGCCUAUGCUACUUCCUGGGAGAGGUAGUAUAGGGAAGCAGUUGUAGCUCUGGACAGAGAGAGGUGAAUUCCCAGCUUGGUCUUUAGCUAGGAAACAUUGGUGAAGACCCUCUCUGCACCUCCAUUUCCCUAAAUGAAAUUAAGAGAAUUGGACAAGAUGAGCUGAGUGUGUUUCCAGAUUACAAACCUGGGGAAAGUGGAUGACAGAGAAGCUGUCCUCUCCUUAACAUGCCUGGGCUCCAUGGUUUGGAGAUGUUCUUCAUGGAAGCCUUGCCCUAGGGGUUCUGCAUGUGAGAAUUUGGGUGACAAUCACGAGGAACAGAAGCAAAAACCUCUGGUGCGGUAGUGCUGCAAAGCUUCAUUUAAUUCUUUCCCAGAGUUCCGGAUUUUGGUGUGAUGUCACCAAUCUUAUAAAUGUUGGUUUAUAAUCCAAAUACUAAAAAGCAAAAGCAGAACACUACUGUGUGAGUGGAAGAAAACCUAUUUGUUGUCCAAAUUGUCUGCUUUGUCUUGGAGGCACUUAAUAGGGGAAGGGAAUGAUUUUCCAGAUCCUUCCUUCCUGGAUGGCUGCUGAGGUGUCAGCUAGAUCUCAGGACCUAGUAAGCUAAAAGUCCAAAUAGUACUGGCCACAGGAUCGCAGUGGAAGCUCUGUCAUUCUGUGAGCCACUGUGAAUGGCUGUCAUAUCACAACCUAGAUCCAAUAUGGCGGAAUGCUGAUUUCAUCUUUUUAACUCCCUCUAUGUCCCUCAGAGGUAGGCAGUUGACCAAGUAGUUCUGUUUCACAGGGUUAUUUAGCUAGUUGGUGGCAGUGUUCCCAAAUAUACCUUACUUUGUAUUAACAUGAAUUUGUAAAAAGUUCAAUGGAUUUUUUAAAAAAUCAGAAAUGUUUUUUUGAAUGAUACUAGGAGAGCUGGCUAUUGAAGACAUUGUAAGCUGAGUUUUGAUUCUUUUGUUUUUAAUGAAGAAUUCUUUCAGAAAGCAACAAACCGAUCUCUGAUUUUAGAAACCCAAUUUUCCUAUGGGUUUUCUUAAAAUGAAAUGCAACCAUGGGAAUACAUUUUAAGGGUAACAUCAACAACCUGUAUUCCAGUUUGGACAAUUGAAAAUAAAAUUUAAAUAUUGUCAGCUGAUAAUUAUUUUCAUACUGAAUGGGUACAUACUGCAUGAUGUUCAGAAAAGAUGUUUAUUUUACCACAAUGCAAACUCAAGUAUAAAGAUCAGACGUUUCUUUUUCCCCCUAGUGCUGUGCAUUUAUUUUCAAGUAAGGGUCUUAAUCAAUUGGUGCCUCAGCUUCCUCAAUGGAGAAUAGCUCUGGGGCUGCUGGCAUGGGCUGAGGUGAAGGACACUUCAGAUUCUUUGCCUCGCUCUCAGGCAAGGUAAGCCAGGGCUACAGCUCCUGAUGCUUGAAGUGUUUACCAGUUCAUUUCUUUAACUCUAUUCCCACCCAGCCACGUCUCACUUCUUCAGAUGUUUAAAGGAAAGGGGCCUCACCUCCUUCCUUGGCAAUAUAAAUUUUUACCUGACUUUUAAAUUCACAUGUUUUUUGGUGGGCAAACUGGAUCCUCCUUGUUAUAAGCUGUGAUGAAUAGCUCAUCCCUCCUGGUAAGGCCAACCUUCGGAAUUCUAGAUGAAGUGAAUCCUCUUUGGUUCACACUUCACAGUAACCAGGAGGACAUGUGAUUCCUUUGCCAAGAAAUCAAAAUAGAAGGGGGGAGGGUGGUAUCUCUGAAAUCUAGCCAAAAUGUGGCUAAUACCUUUGUGGGUGACCUAGAGCAAGUUACAAUUUCCCUUCCUAAAAUCCCACUUCUGAAGCUGAGAUCAGAAGAGUAAUCUUGAAAAUGCAUUUUGACCACAGUCCUUGGCAUGAAAGAAACGAUUUGCAGUCUUAUGCCAAAAAGUAUUUCCUUGCAUUUACAUUCAUUACUUAGAAUGAUCACAUUAUUCAUUUUUUCCCCAGCAUAGAAAUUUGCAUUUUGCACAAAAUUUGCCUGGUGCAGCAGAUUUUUAUAGUUAUGGAAACUGUCAUCAUGAUGGGAAUAUGCUGCUGCUCAACUCCCUAGACAUAAUUUAAUAUGGGGAGGAGAAAAUGGCCUGCCUGGCCUAUGGGUGAUCAUAUUUCUACUACUGCAGCAAGAAAAACUUGUGUAUCUUUCCUCACUGCAGUGGUUAUUCCCAUAGUUCGUGCGUGGGAGAAACUCUGGAUUUUGAAACACUACAUUUCUUGUCCUUAUCUUUCAGAAUUCAUUAACUACCAAUGUCAGGAUCUAGAAAACCUUGUAUGGUUCUUUGCACCCAUGCUUUGUACUUACGUGGGAAUCUGCAUAAUUUGGUCUAAAGAAGUAUAGGAAUAUUUGAGCACAUUAUUUCACCACUGGAAGAAAAGGAGUCAGGGAAAACCAUCAGCCCUUGCUGUAUGGAGUCCUGGAGGAUGACUCACUAUCUUACAUGCAUAGUAAAUUGUCAGGACUUAAUACUCUAUUGACUGUCCAUAAUCAGGGAAGCAAUUGGCUUCUUGGUUGUUUGUUGACAUUUAUUUCCAUCUUUAUAUAGUUAAAUUAUUUUGUUUUGAUAAAAAUAAAACUUAUAAUGAAAAUGU
Messenger RNA from Marmota flaviventris (yellow-bellied marmot), 9567 nucleotides. RefSeq names its product zinc finger protein 831 (gene Znf831). The record is from RefSeq and is a predicted model, not a curated record. Lineage: Eukaryota; Metazoa; Chordata; Mammalia; Rodentia; Sciuridae.